Messenger RNA from Mya arenaria, 1738 nucleotides. RefSeq names its product multiple epidermal growth factor-like domains protein 10. Lineage: Eukaryota; Metazoa; Mollusca; Bivalvia; Myida; Myidae. Gene Ontology annotation, molecular function: scavenger receptor activity. The record is from RefSeq and is a predicted model, not a curated record. The coding region runs from base 68 to 1642 and encodes 524 amino acids. The transcript has 5 exons.
UUUAUUUUUGACUUCUUUUUGAAUCAUACAUAUUCAGAUAGAUUGUUCACCUGAUUCGGAUAUAAAGAUGAAUAGUUUAAACAAAUCAUUAAUUGUUGUGUUUAUUAUCUUGAUUAAAGCCGAUUCCUGCGUCUCUCAGCCGAGUUGUUUCGCAAACUGCGCUUUAUGUGAAAAUUCAACCGUGUGCACAUCAUGUGAAUCGGGAUACUUCUUAUGGUCAGCUUAUGAAUGUACAGCGUGCAAGUACGUAGGAACAAAUUGUGUUACAUGCAGUAAUUACACACUUUGUAACGAAUGUAGGCCAGGAUUCUGGGGCACCACUUGUCAAACAUUUUGUUCUAAAGGUUGUAACACAGAAUUCUGUAACUCGUUUGAUGGAACAUGUACUUGUACACAAGGUUUUUAUGGACCUACAUGCCAAUACAUGUGCUCGGAUAACUGCCUUACUAACACGUGUGGGGUUAACGGUGAAUGUGAAUGCAAAGACGGGUAUUAUGGAAAUCAGUGUAAUGGAAUGUGUUAUUCUGGUUGUGAGAAAUGCUCUAAUGGCUCAUCUUGCUCUAUGUGCCCAUCUGGAAAAUACGGAACAAAUUGUGGUGUUUCGUGUGAAUGCAAUGGAAGAUGCGAUUUUCUUACUGGUGAGUGUAUACAUGUAACGUGUCCUAAAACGUGUGCAUCAUGUAGAGAAAGUGAUCAGUGCAACGAGUGUACUUUCGGUUGGUUUGGUGUACGAUGUAACAACACCUGUUCUGGUAAUUGUAAUGGGGGUUGUGAGCAAUAUUCCGGAUAUUGCAAUGCAUGCUAUACUGGCUACGGUGGAACAGAAUGUGAUAUUCAAUGCAAUUACUGUCGUAACGGUAACUGCAAUAGAGACGGGGAGUGUACAUCGUGUUAUAAUGGCAACUAUGGGCCACUAUGUAAUAACAAAUGUUCUGAGGACUGUGUUGGCAAUACCUGCAACCAAAAAGAUGGGUCGUGUCAACUGACGGUUCAGUGUCCUGUGAAGUGCGUCAGUUGUACGGACAACGUUACAUGCACUGAAUGUAAGAACACUUAUUACGGAUUUAUGUGUACAUUUAAAUGCAGCAGUACAUGCAAGGGUGGAACCUGUGAUAUAGAAUCUGGCCGUUGUGAGAAUUGCGAGACAUCACAUUAUGGGGACUUUUGCGAAAAUAUCUGCUCUCAGAACUGUGCAGGUUCUCUAACAGAAUCAAAAUGCGACUCAACAGGAAAGUGCAGCCGCGGAUGUAUUGAUGGUUUCAUUGGCGAUACCUGUACUUCAGAAGCCGAAAAGCAGCAAACCGUUCGAGCGGAAGAGGAUACUAGCUCUGGUUCGGUCAUCGUUGGAGCGGUCUGUGGUGCCCUUGGUUUGUGUGUUGUUUUAGCUCUGGUGGUAAUGCUUGUCAUUAAAAAGAAAGGGCUUAUAAGGAAAGAGAGGAAGAAGACGUAUGAAGACAUAUUGCCAGAAGUAGGCCAAAAUGAACCGUACACAACUUUAGAAGUCACACAAACGACCGAGUAUGAAAUACCCGACUCCGAAUCGCGGUCUGGGUUGAGCAUGGAAAGUAAAGACACCGGGGUAUACUACAAUAAUGAAAAUGCCUACUACAAGAAUGUUGGUGGAAAUGUUCAGAAGACAUGAGUAUCUACACCAACAAUUAAAAUACAGUGGUUUUGUUUAUUGGUCUAUAACUUGUCACAGCUGUUUAGUUUUGCACAAUAAAAUAUUGGUAUAUCA